UCGCCGCUCGGCUCGCACAUUGCUCGGCCAUGCGACACGGCCUCUUCUUGCUCCUCUACGCCUUGGUCUUAGGCCUAUCCGGCCAUGCAUGUUACGCACAGCAAGCGGUACAGGGACAGUAUUCGUCGGAACGAAACGACGGAGUCAAAAGCCUCGCCAGUCCUCCUCCUUUCCUCCCAGGCCUCCAGGACCGCCACCUCCUAGGCCAUCUCCCUUGAAAGGGCCAAAACCCAACUUCAUUGUCAUCGUAGCAGAUGACCUGGACGAUGUGUACAACAGCACGGGCCCGAAGUACAUGCCAGCGCUCAACCGGCUCUUGGGAGCCGGCGGCACGCGCAUGUCCAAUUUCGUCGUGCCCACGGGUUUGUGCUGCCCCGCCCGCACCUCGUUGCUCACCGGCAAGCUGGCGCACUGCACAAAUGUAACUACUAAUUAUUACCCUUCUGGCGGCUUCGUUCGGUUCUACCAACAGCAGCUGGACAGAAACUGGCUGCCGGUCUGGCUCCGCGCCGCGGGCUACAACACUGGCCUUGUCGGCAAGUUCCUGAACCAGUACCUGGAGACGUACGCGCCCAGCGGCUACGCCCCCGCGGGCUUCACCCACUUCGAGGCGCUGACCGUCAACGCCUACAACAUGACAAACAGUUGUUUCUCACUCAGUGGUGCCGCCAGCACGUGCUACCCCGGGGAGUAUCAGACCGAACUCAUCAUGACCAAGGCUCUGGACUACAUCGGCUCCUAUGCAGCCGCCAACGCGCCGUUCCUCCUCUACGUGGCGCCCACCGCGCCACACCGCUCCAGCACCGACGGCAUCCUCUGGUACCCGCCCACGCCGGCCAAACAAUAUGCAAACCUCUACUCAGCGAGCGAGAAUCAGGUGCCACGCGGACUCAAUUGGGACUUCCGCAACCGCAACCUGCCGCGCCGGGGCGCUGUUGCCGUCGACGCCACGUUUGAGGCCUUCAUGGACAGCCUGUACCUGUACCGCUUGCGGGCGCUGCGCUCCGUGGAUGACCUGAUCGGAUCCAUUGUGGGCAAGCUUCAGCGGCUCGGGGUGCUCAACAACACCUACGUCAUCUUCACAUCUGACAACGGUUACCACAUGGGCGCCUUUUCGCUGCUGGACGGCAAGAACCUGCCGAUCGAGGAAGACGUGCGAGUGCCAUUCUUCAUCCGCGGGCCCGGCAUUCCGGCGGGGCAGGUGCUGCCGUACCAGGCUAACCUAGUAGACCUGGCACCCACGAUCCUGGCGUUGGCAGGCCUGGCGCUGCCCGGCCACCUGGAUGGACUACCCAUGCCACUGAACCCCCAGCUGGCGGCGGCACACACCCAAGUGCUGCUGGCGUCUGUGGCACCGGCGCCAGAAGCUAGCGGCCAGACUGAAGGCGGCAGCGUGGCGGCCGCUGGCUCUGAAAAGGCCGCAUGGGGCGGCCCCAUGCUGCGUGACACGACAAUCCUUGAGGGCUGGGAAGGGGACGCCGCGGCGCGAACCAACUUCACGGUUGACGUCGUUGCAAACCUUUCUGCGCACUACAAAGCGCUGCGCCUGUGCACUGACACCAAACUGCUCCAGCCGUCACCUCGUGACGCCCAAACGGCCGCGGGCGAUCCCAACCUGUUCUCGGCGCGCUAUGUGUUGGACCCCGGCGUGACGUGCUACAAGUACACGGUGUGGUGCCAGGGCAACCGGGAGCUGUACGACCUGGCGGCAGACCCCUACGAGCUCAGCAACAGGAUCACGACAGCGCCGCUGCGAAUUGCGAACCGGCUGGACGCGGUGUUGUCGGCGCUGGUGCACUGCAGCGGCGCCUCCUGCCGCAACCCCUACAGCCUGCUGCACCCGGGUGGCGGCGUGUGGAACUUCUCUGGGACGCUGCCGUCCCAGUACGACCCCAUGUACCGCGGCCUGUCCAAACUGCGCAUCCUGCGGUGCCGGUCUUCCUACGACCCGGCCAACGAGCUCACGUGGACGCAGACAGCAGUUGCGGGGACCGGCACAUCGGGGUGAUGCCGUGAGGCGUAACUGGCGUUGCCCUCGGAUGUACUCGUGAACUCGUGAUGUGUAGACCUGGAGAUGCAUGGUGGAAACGGGGCCGGGCUGGUGGCUUGUGGGGAUGUUUGCCUCAUUGCCUGAUGCCGGUGGACUGGUGGCGGCGAUGUGAUGUAGGGCCUAGGUAGAUCGGCGGAGUUCGUGGCGUGACGCCACGCGACACGUGGCCUAUUGCCGGUAUUGGCCUGGGUCAGUCAUACAUGAAACUGAAUAGAGCUGGCGUCACCGUGAUCAGCGCAUCGGCGCAGCAGCCUGACUACUGAAUGAAUGGCUUUCUAACGAGACGAAGACGGAGAGUGUGCAUUGUCGGCUGUAUUUCCCUUGAAUUUCGACGCAAGGUAGGGGGCAGCUGCAUUGCCUGCACCUGAUGUGGGCUGUGGCUGCUGUGCCACGGCUGCUGUGGGAGCGCUAGAUAGAGGAGGUCCCGCCCCGAUACCGCAACGGGUGGGUUGGUCGCAGGAUGCGUGCCGGCCUGCUGGGGGCAAGGGUCGCGUG
Chlamydomonas reinhardtii is the source of this 2545-nucleotide messenger RNA. RefSeq lists its product as uncharacterized. The coding region runs from base 296 to 2008 and encodes 570 amino acids. Gene Ontology annotation, molecular function: N-acetylglucosamine-6-sulfatase activity; glycosaminoglycan binding. Lineage: Eukaryota; Viridiplantae; Chlorophyta; Chlorophyceae; Chlamydomonadales; Chlamydomonadaceae. The transcript has 16 exons. The record is from RefSeq and is a predicted model, not a curated record.